Durotheca rogersii is the source of this 4059-nucleotide messenger RNA. Its product is annotated as P-loop containing nucleoside triphosphate hydrolase protein. Bases 1 to 4059 code for a protein of 1352 amino acids. The record is from RefSeq and is a predicted model, not a curated record. Lineage: Eukaryota; Fungi; Ascomycota; Sordariomycetes; Xylariales; Xylariaceae. Gene Ontology annotation, cellular component: membrane. Gene Ontology annotation, molecular function: ATP binding; ATP hydrolysis activity; ABC-type transporter activity. The transcript has 2 exons.
AUGGAUACUGGGCGUCCGGACCUAGGCCCACGGCUGUCGAUGUCGGGGGCCGGUCACUUAUCCUUGGAUGACGUCGAAGCCGUCGAUGUCCAGAUCCGGGAUUUAUCAGUCACCGUCGACACGUCACCGUCGAUAUGGGACCCUGCGACUUAUCCCGACUUGUUUCGUCAAACGCUGAGGAAAGGACAAGGCGGUCCGAAGACCAAGACCCUGCUUCACUCGGUCAAUGCAUCCCUACAGCCCGGCUCCUUAACGGCGAUUCUGGGCGGCAGCGGCUCUGGGAAGACGACUCUACUAAAUACAGUCGCAGAACGCGUGUUUAGCUCCCGCCUCUCUCAGUCUGGGACAACUAUCUUCAAUGGCCUGGAAGGUGUACACUCCGUUAGGCAUGCGUAUGUCAUGCAACAAGACAUUCUUCUCCCAACUCUGACCGUUCGCGAGACGCUGAGGUACUCAGCAAACUUGAGGCUACCCCCGCCAACUACGGAGGAUGAGCGCAUGCGCAUCGUCGAGGAGGUCAUCCUCGAAUUGGGUCUUAAAGACUGCGCCAACACCAGGAUCGGAAACAGCCAACAUCGCGGGUGUAGCGGUGGCGAGAAGCGAAGAACAAGUAUUGGCGUGCAACUGCUGGCGAACCCCUCGAUUCUCUUCUUAGACGAGCCCACCACCGGCUUAGACGCGACGAGUGCUUAUCAACUGGUGCGGACUCUCAAGGCCCUGGCGAACAAGGGACGUACCAUUAUCACGACUAUCCAUCAGCCGCGAUCCGAGAUCUGGGACCUCUUCGACAACCUCAUCAUCUUGACCAAGGGGAGUCCGGUGUACUCCGGACCCAUGAAGGAAUGUCUACCUUGGUUCUCGCUGCUAGGAUUCGAGCUACCUCCCUUUGUUAACCCGGCCGAAUUCUUGAUCGACAAUGCCGCGAUUGAUAACCGCAGUCCCGAACGGGAGGAGGAGAGCACUGCUAGAGUCCAGCGUUUGAAGGCUGCCUGGAGUGAAGAGUCGCAGAAAUCGUUCAGCUAUUCGCCGACUGAGAACGCUUCCGACGCGAAGAAGAAGGCUAAGAGACCACUCACGAGCCAACAACACGCAGGCUUCUUCCGCCAGCUGCGAGUGUUGACUGACAGGACCCUCAAAGUCACCUAUCGAGACCCGAUGGGAAUGGCUGGCUCUAUCAUGGAAGCUAUCCUCAUGGCGAUUAUCACGGGAUAUAUCUUCUAUAACCUGUCCCGCGACCAGCCGGGCAUCCGAUCCCGACAAGGCGCGUUAUACAUCUCGGUGGGCUUGCAGGGAUAUCUCUUCUUGACAUUCGAGAUUUACCGUCUCACAUUGGACAUCCCAACGUUUGACCGCGAAAACAGCGAGGGUUGCGUAACGACGCUCCCCUUCAUGCUGUCGCGCCGGAUCGCGCGUCUCUUUACCGAGGACCUGCCCGUACCGUUCUUGUACAGCGUCAUCUUCUAUUUCAUGGUGGGCUUCGACCUUAGCGUGACCAAGUUUUUCACGUUCUUCGCCAUCCUCCUCCUAAAUCACUUCAUCGCCGUUACGCUGGCCAUGAGUACCGUCUCCGCCGUUCGACAUUUCCCUGGGGCGAGUUUGAUCGCAAACUUGGCGUAUACUCUGCAGAGUAUGGCUUGUGGGUAUUUCAUACAGAGCAAUACGAUGCCAGUGUAUGUGAGAUGGACCAAGUAUAUUACAUAUACGUACUACGCCUUCGGGGCGCUCUGCGGCAACGAAUUCGAGGGCAGCUUCUACGACUGCCCCUUGCCGGGUGGCGAGUUAGACCCGGCCUGCAAGACAUUCACGGGACGCUACAUCAUGGACAACCUCGGAUUCCCAAACAAUUGGGUCGCCCGCCCGAUCAUCGCUCUUGUAGGCUUCGUCCUUCUGUUCCUCCUCACGGCCUGGGUCGGCCUGGCUUUUCUCAAAGUCGAGAUGACGAUCGCGCGCGCCCGAACAUCCGACACCGAUCUCUCAGCCGGAAAGGAAAAAAUGAAUGCCAGGUCGAUGUACGAGGUCCGAGCGAUAGACGUCGGCCUCGACGACUUUUCCCUAGAGCUCGAUAAGAGAUCUCCGCUCGGCAGGAGGCUACCGGUCAAGACGAUCCUCAACCCGGUCUCUACGACCUUCCAAGCCGGCAAGCUCAACGUGAUAAUGGGACCUUCUGGCUCGGGCAAGACAAGUCUUCUUAACGCAAUGGCUUUGCGUCUCCAUAACACGAUUGGAACGAGGUACCGUCCGUCCGGAAGGUUGACAUUCAACGGCGCUGUGCCAUCCGACUCGGUGAUACGGUCGGUGGUGUCUUAUGUCUGCCAGGAUGAUGACGCGCUGCUCCCGUCUCUUACGGUCCGUGAAACCCUGCGUUUUGCGGCCGGUCUUCGCCUCCCGAAAUGGAUGAGCAAGUCUGAGAAGAACCAGCGAGCCGAGGAAGUUCUGGUCAAGAUGGGUCUCAAGGACUGUGCGGAUAACCUGAUAGGCAAUGAACUGGUGAAGGGCAUCUCUGGCGGUGAAAAACGUCGCGUCAGUAUUGCCGUCCAGAUUCUUACCGACCCCCGAGUACUCCUUCUCGACGAGCCGACGAGCGGAUUGGAUGCUUUCACGGCGAGCAGUAUCUUGGAAGUGAUCCAAGGGUUAGCUAAGGAAGGACGCACGUUAAUCCUCACGAUCCACCAAGCCAGAUCCGACAUCUUCAAGCACUUCGGAAACGUGCUCUUGCUUGCCAGGGGAGGAUCACCCGCCUAUGCAGGCUCUGCGAAGGAUAUGCUUCCCUAUUUCCACGCCCUCGGAUACCAAUGCCCGCAACAUACGAACCCGGCUGAUUACGCGCUCGACCUCAUCACGAUAGAUCUUCAGGAGGCGCACCGUGAGGAGGAGAGCAGGGAGAAGGUUCGGCGGCUCAUCGAGUCGUGGGAGCGAGUCACGAAGCACUCUCCGUCCGCCCCACGACUGUCCAAUAUCAACGAGGCCGAAGAGUUGAGGGUCGAGGCGACUCACGAAAAGUUCGAUGCUAACCGCCAUGCUGGCGCUGGGAAGGAGACCUUGGAAUCACCAGACGAGGUAGGGGAAGAAGGUGAAGGUGCUCAUCCUGAUGGGGAGCUUGCAAGACGGCUUUCGAACCCACUGCCACGGCGGUCAAUUAACAAAGCUGCGCUGGCCACGCCUGCGGAACUCGGCGCACUUGUCCACAAGCGCGCCUCGUUUAUGACGGCAUUCCCGCUCUUGCUCCAGCGCGCGACGAUCAACCUCCGCCGACAGCCACCUCUCCUGCUGGCCCGUACGAUGCAAGUCGUCGGGUUGGCAGUUGUUUUGACCCUGUUCUUCGCGCCGCUGCAUAACGACUACUACAGCGUUCAGAACCGCGUGGGUUUCGUACAAGAAAUGUGCGCGUUCUACUUCGUCGGCAUGCUGCAGAAUGUAGCCGUGUACCCGGCGGAGCGCGAGGUGUUCUACCGCGAAGAUGACGACGCGGUGUACAGCGUCGAGGCGUUCCUGGCGACGUACACGCUGCUGGAGGUCCCGUUCGAGAUCGUCGCGUGUCUCGUCUUCGGCGUGCUGGCCGACUUUGCGGUGGGGUUCCCGCAGACGGCGACGCUGUACUUCGUGAACGUGUUCUGCUGCUUCGGGAUCGUGUCGUGCGGCGAGAGCCUCGGCAUCAUGUUCAACACGCUCUUCAACCAUACCGGAUUCGCCGUCAACGUCAUCUCGAUCCUGCUGUCGGUAGCGCAGAUCAUGGCCGGCAUCAUGUCCAUCAACAUGCCGGAGCUGUUCCAGGCGUUCAACUUCAUCAGCCCGCUCAAGUACGCGACAGCGGCGCUGGCCCCCUUCACCCUGCGCGGCGUUGAGUUCACGUGCGAGGACGCGCAGCGCCUGCCCGACGGCCGCUGCGCCAUCGAGACCGGCGAGCAGGUCCUCGACCUGUAUAAGCUCAACGACGACCCCGUCAUCCACAUUGGCGCUCUAGCAGCCACUGUCGUGAUCUACCGCCUUGUCGCGUGGCUGCUACUGCGGCUCACGCGGACGCGGUGGAAGAAUGUUGUCCAAAAACCGAAGAAGCAGUAA